AUGGAUGAGAUGAGUUCCUGCCACGCGGCAGCCUCUCAUGACCAAGAUCCUACCGAACCAACGGCGGCACAACCAAGCUCCGGCGAGGCCCCUGCAGACACAAGACCCGAGGAGGAUCAGCUGCUUGCAGACGCCCGGGCAAGCGCCAAGGAUGCUAAGGAUGAGCAGUUGGCAGUAGACGAUGUCUCCUCCAGCCAGAAAACUCCCAAACCUUUGAGCUUCGUUCUGGACGCCCUUGAGGAAGAGUCCAAGGAUCAGUACAACCAGAUGGUGGCCCGGAUCUGCCAGAGCCAGGACCCGGGUAAGGAAGCAGUGGACCGACUCAGGGCAGCAGCUGUGGCUGCUUGGCAAGCAGCCUGCGUGAAGCAGAUGCAGCCAGAUAUGGAUGCGGCCGACACCAUGGCCCUGCAACGCAUCCUUGCGCAGGGCCCCGUGGCGGAGCCGUUGCUCGAAGCUUUCCAUGACCAGUGGAGCCGAAAAGUUUACGACGAGGACGCCGUCGGCCGCUCCCUCGAUCUUAGACACAAGCCGCAGUCGAUGACGCUCAAGGAGUACAUGAAGAGCGUUUCCCAGGAGUUCUAUAGCGACUUGCUCGAUGACAGGGCCUCCAUCGACCCGCUUCAGAUGCAGCGAGAGACUCCGCUGACACAGGUCGCUGCUGUCGAAGUGGCGCACGCCUUGGCCCGGCUGAGCGCAGGCCACGGACUUCCCCCAGACGGCCAUGUGGUCCAUGCCCAGUUCCAAGGCUUGUCCAAGUACCUCUGGAAUGGUCCCCUGCAGCAUGCCAAGCUGACCAAGGCGAUUCCUCAGAGCGAAAGUGAGUGGGACAUUGCCAACGCAAAGUUGGCGCAGCUGAUCAUAGGCGAGAGUGCUUCUGGCAAGGACAAUGCCAAGAGUCUUCUGGCAACCUGGAUGAAAGACUUGCGGGGACAGGCUCCUGUCAUGUCCAGGGAGGCUUUACUGGAGCAAGGAAAUAUAACUAUUUCCGGCAUUUUCAACCGAUUGAAGGCCGCAGACAGCAACCUUCAAGUCGUCAAUCCGGAAUUAGAAAAAGUGCUACAGGGCCGCAAGCGCGACGUCUACUUGCAGGAUUCACAAAUGAUAGAGCUCUUAGACGGCACGGCUACAGGGAAGGCCAAUGGGAAUGAAGACACAGUGCUCACUGCAAACGCUUGGGCAUCUCUCGGAAGCCAGCUCAAGGUUUACGUGUCACAACUCGCAGGGGAUGCCUGCGCCCGGUUCCGCUUCUCGCCCUCCUUCAUAGAUGAUCACGCAGUGGCGGACACAGCGUUCGAAGAGAAAUUGCUGCCCAGGCGGUGCUCUCAGGCGCUAGCAGUGAGUGUGCUGAAGGCGAUCCUGGCAGCUCAGCACCGCGUUGCUCCCCCGGAACAGAGCAGCAAGGGCAGUGCCGAGGAAGAUCCGAUCCGCCUGCGACAGCCUAAGCGCAAACGAGACUUCCUUGUCGAAAGCUUCUUUUUAAGUCUGUAUAUCUAG
This is a messenger RNA of Symbiodinium natans, 1494 nucleotides long. The record is from the annotation of a GenBank genome assembly. Lineage: Eukaryota; Dinophyceae; Suessiales; Symbiodiniaceae.